This is a messenger RNA of Caenorhabditis briggsae, 588 nucleotides long. NCBI's taxonomy places the organism in Eukaryota, Metazoa, Nematoda, Chromadorea, Rhabditida, Rhabditidae. The coding region runs from base 1 to 588 and encodes 195 amino acids. The transcript is spliced from 4 exons. The record is from RefSeq and is a predicted model, not a curated record.
AUGCUGAAACAAUUGUGCUGGUUCUCCGUUGCUCUAUUAUUUUUUGAGCCCAGUUUAGCAACAGAUCAAGUGAUGGUUCCCACUUUUGAAACGGUUUUACGAGAUUAUGGAAAGCAAUGGAUCGUCGAGUUAACAUGCAACUUCAAUGAAAUUGAAACAGUCGAAGAGGCGAGAAGAUUUACAAUGGAAGCUAUUGAUAACAAUUGGGCGCCAGUUCUGAGAAAUCCAGUUUGUGCAGGACAAGAUUCUCAGCCUUCGCUAAUGAAUCCCAUUGAUAAAGUGAAAGAGAACGCUGAGAAUUUCAUUCUUCAAAGAGAAGCUCUGAAAAUGUAUAUUUCUGAGUUACUGCAACGUGCUACAAGUUCUGGAGUACUCAAUUCUAUAGAAGCAGAAUCGGUAAUUCGGGAGAAGUUUUGGGAAGUUGAAUUACGACAACAAAUUGGUUUCGAUGUUCUGAAAGAGAAAUUUUUCAAAAAAGUGAGCGAAGACUAUUCAGAUGAAGUUCCUCGAAAACUGGAAACAAUUUCAACAGAAAUUUUGGAAACUGAUACUUUGUUGAACUCCCGUUUAUAUUGGACAUACUAUUAA